AUGGCGUUGACUCUUCGCUUUGCAACAGCUCGAGACAUUGCUGCCAUAGCGCGGGUGUGUGUCGAGUCUCUACCAGAUGACCCGACCUUUGACUACCUCUGGCGAUACCGCCAUGAAUACCCGGAGGACAACUACUUUUUCUGGCUCCAACGACUCAAGGGCAACCUGUUCGACCCCGAUAUGACCUGCCUGGUGGUGGCGAAGCCUCACUACAAAGGUGCCGAGGAGACAGUGGUGUCAGUCGGACUGUGGCGGCGACACGGCUCUACCCAGGCAGCAAGGCAAUGGCAGAAGCAGGGUUGGUUGGACUGGAUUCAAGGAUUGACAACCAGUGUUGAGAACUGGGCUAAUGUGCGGCAGUAUCAACGUCGAGAUGCAGAUAUGCCGCGAGUCGAAGCUUUCGAACAAGUCAUGGACGAGGUCUAUGACAUUUAUUGGCGCAAGGCAUUUCGCGACAACUGGCACCUAGAGUUGUUGUUCACGCACCCUGAGCACAGGAAACAAGGCGCGGCUACGAAAAUCGUUCAGUGGGGGCUCACCCAGGCUGAGAUGGCGCUGACCUGGGACUUGAGAGCAAGUCUGGGGUUCGUGCUCAUUGAGAAGCGGACUGUCAAGGUGGACGGCGAUAAGGCAGAGCUGGUUGUCCUUGUCAUGCACAAACCAUCAUCUCAGUGA
Molecule: messenger RNA, 675 nt
Organism: Fonsecaea pedrosoi CBS 271.37
Lineage: Eukaryota; Fungi; Ascomycota; Eurotiomycetes; Chaetothyriales; Herpotrichiellaceae
Exons: 3
Coding region: 1-675 (224 amino acids)
Source: RefSeq, a predicted model, not a curated record